AUGUCUGACGCUGGAGCUGGAUCUUCUCAAGGAGGAGGGUCUCAAGGAGGAGGCCAACAAGUGGAUCCAAGAAGAAAAUAUGGUACCAUGGUUAACAACAACGUGAACCAUUGGAAAUGUAUUUUCUGUUACAAGGUGUUAACUGCGGGAGUCUCAAGGUUGAAACAACAUCUUGUUGGAAGGCAUAAGAAUGCAAAGAAGUGUCCAAUCUGUCCAGAACAUGUCAGAGCUGAGUUGCAGAACUACAUGGCCAAAAAAGCUGAAGAAAGAGCAGCUCUAUCAAUGAAGUACCAACAUGCCGUGCAUGAAGAUGAUGUGGAGGACUUGGAUGGUGAUCAGCCAAUGCGGAAGGCUAGUAAGAGGAAGAACCGUGGUCCUUUGGACAAGUUCGUGAUGUCAGUGCCUGCAGACAUCUUGCAAGGCAGAAAAGAUAGGAAAGGGGUGUUUGGAGUUUGUGACAAGGACCUGAGAGACAAAACGUGUGGAGCAAUAGCAAGAUGGUUUUAUGAUGCUGGGAUUCCUUUCAAUGCUGCCUCACAUGAGAGUUUCAAGAAAAUGACAGAGGCGAUUGCACAGUACGGUAUGGGACUAAAGCCUCCUUCAAUGUAUGAGAUCCGGUUCCCUUUACUUCAAAAGGAAGUAGCCAUUGUUCAAGAUGAGCUGGUUCCCAACAGGGAGGAGUGGGCAGCGAAAGGAUGCACGAUCAUGUCUGAUGGAUGGCGUGAUUCUGUGGUGCAGAAAGACAUCAUUAACUUUCUGGUUAACUCACCAAAAGGCUCUGUUUUCAUCAGGUCAAAAGAAGUGUCUGAAGUUGUGAAAGAUGCUACACUGCUGUUCAAGUUACUUGACGACAUGGUUGAGGAAGUUGGAGAGAUGAAUGUGGUACAAGUUGUCACAGACAAUGCUUCAAAUUAUGUGAAGGCCGGGAAACUACUUGAAGCAAAACGUCCACAUCUCUUUUGGACUCCUUGUUCUGCCCAUUGUAUCGAUCUGAUGCUUGAGGACAUUGGAAAGAUAGAGGCUGUGAAGAACUCAAUGAAGAAGUGUAUGUUCGUUAAUGCCUACAUCUACUGCCGUGUUCCUCUUGUGAACAUGAUGAGAAGGUUCGCAAACCAUAAGAACUUGCAUAGGCCGGCUGUGACAAGAUUUGCCACUUCCUUCAUCACGAUGAAGCAAUUUCACCUUCAGCAAGGCAAUUAG
Molecule: messenger RNA, 1200 nt
Organism: Raphanus sativus (radish)
Lineage: Eukaryota; Viridiplantae; Streptophyta; Magnoliopsida; Brassicales; Brassicaceae
Exons: 1
Coding region: 1-1200 (399 amino acids)
Molecular function (GO): DNA binding
Source: RefSeq, a predicted model, not a curated record